Molecule: messenger RNA, 1463 nt
Organism: Lathyrus oleraceus (garden pea)
Lineage: Eukaryota; Viridiplantae; Streptophyta; Magnoliopsida; Fabales; Fabaceae
Product: BAG family molecular chaperone regulator 1
Exons: 2
Coding region: 528-1301 (257 amino acids)
Biological process (GO): protein stabilization
Cellular component (GO): cytoplasm
Molecular function (GO): protein-folding chaperone binding; adenyl-nucleotide exchange factor activity
Source: RefSeq, a predicted model, not a curated record
UUGAACUCUAAUCAACGGCCAAUAUUAGUUAUACCUCAUCACUCUCAACUUGGAAGGCUAAGUAAUGUCCUAUUUGGUACAUUCAUCCUCCUACCAUCGAAAACGAAACAAAUAAACACAAACAAACCAACCACAAUAAACGAUCUUAAUUAACACUAACCCAUCACUAAAACGACUAUCCUCCAAUGAAUUUCCUCCACGUGUCUGUUUUAAAUACUAAGCUAAAGCAACAUGGCUUGUGAUGGCCAUGUGUGGUUUCUUCAAGAUGGUUCCUUCAACUGUCGGCAAACUUUGAUGUCAAUAUACACACAAACCAACUUAUUGGUACACGUGGCACAUUCUCAUUCGUCCACAAGAUUCUCCAAUGAAGCCCUACAUAAUAUUUGGGUGGCAAAGUCUUUAAAUUCCUACUCUCUCGAAUAAGUACCACCAAAGUCUUUAAAUAGAAUUUUAAUUUAAAAAUACUUGUAAAUCUAUAAAUAUUUAUAUUUUCCCUCUUUCGGGGAGAAAAGAAAACAGAGUUGAAAAUGAUGAAGAAGAAACUGAAUGGGUACGUUGGAACCACUAGUAGAAGAGAAACGACGUCGUCUCAACCUGAGACGAAAGAAGAAAAAUCCGAAUGGGAAAUGAGACCGGGAGGAAUGUUAGUUCAAAAACGAAUCGGAAAACCUGAAGCUCCGGUGGCCAAUUUGCGCCUCCGAAUCGCCUACGGUGCACUCCGGCACGAUGUCUACGUGAGUUCCACGGCAACAUUCGGGGAGGUGAAGAAGGUGAUGAGCGAAGAAACGGGAUUGAAGGUAGAAGAACAGAGAUUGAUAUACAGAGGAAAAGAGCGAGAAAAUGGAGAGUAUUUGGAUGUGUGUGGAGUGAAAGAUAAAUCGAAGCUGGUGUUGAUUCAAGACGCUUCUAGUAUUGAGCGGCGAUUCAUUCAGAUGCGGAUUAAUGCGAAGAUCCAAACUGCAAAUCGUGCGAUCAAUAAUGUGUGUCUCCAGCUUGAUCAGCUAGAAGAGCAGGUCUCUGUGAUUGAAAAAUCAAUCUCCAAUGGUAUCAAAGUACCGGAAGUUCAGAUCAUAACGUUGAUUGAGAUGCUUAUGAGACAAGCAAUUAAAUUGGAAAGCAUUUCGGCAGAAGGAGAUGCCUCUGCGCAGAAAAUUUUACAGGGAAAGAGGGUGCAGAAGUGUGUUGAAACUCUGGAUAUACUGAAGACUUCUAAUGCAACAGUGAAGCCUGUUAUUGUUACAACCAAGUGGGAGAUUAUCGAUCAUUCUCCGUCCCCUACCAAGUGGGAAUUAUUUGAUUGAAUUUUCUUAUCCUCUCUCAUUUAGUAAAACCGAGUUAUUUGUGAACUAUGUCAAUGUUUGUUGUUAUGGGGAUACUAUGUAAUUAUUUUAUUUUAUUUUGGUAAAAACCUUAUGUGGAUGUUUUUUCAAUUGGAACUGAAACAGAAUUUGGAAGUGCUAGUA